This is a messenger RNA of Macadamia integrifolia, 1148 nucleotides long. Its product is annotated as soluble inorganic pyrophosphatase 6, chloroplastic-like. Gene Ontology annotation, molecular function: inorganic diphosphate phosphatase activity; magnesium ion binding. Gene Ontology annotation, biological process: phosphate-containing compound metabolic process. Bases 81 to 989 code for a protein of 302 amino acids. NCBI's taxonomy places the organism in Eukaryota, Viridiplantae, Streptophyta, Magnoliopsida, Proteales, Proteaceae. Gene Ontology annotation, cellular component: cytoplasm. The transcript is spliced from 6 exons. The record is from RefSeq and is a predicted model, not a curated record.
CUUGCCACCAAGUCCGAGUAGAGCUUGUUGAAGGCCAAAGUUUCGUGGUUGAUAACAGUAGCAGAGUUUUCAGUGCAGAAAUGGCGGCCACCAGAGUGAUAGCUACAGCAGGAGGACUGCUUCAUCAAGGCAACACCACCACUUGUCUCCUCCUCAAGCAGACCUUCUCGUUAAGGCCUGGACCUCGCAAUCUCUACCUCAACAAUCUCAAUUUCAAUCUCAAUCUCAGCAGAUCACCUAAGAGGCUCUUCACUUGCAGAGCUCUCCAGGCUCCCCAAUUCCAAACAAAAGAAGAGGGACAACCUGAAACCUUUGGUUACAGAGUCUUCUUUGUCGACAAUUAUGGCAAAAAGGUUUCCCCUUGGCAUGACAUACCAUUGCAAUUGGGUGAUGGAGCUUUUAAUUUUAUUGUCGAAAUUCCAAAAGACACAAGUGCAAAGAUGGAGGUUGCUACUGAUGAGCCAUAUACUCCGAUAAAGCAGGACACAAAGAAAGGGAAACUUCGAUUCUAUCCCUACAACAUAAACUGGAAUUAUGGAUUGCUUCCACAGACAUGGGAGGACCCAUCGUUUGCAAAUUCUGAAGUUGAGGGGGCACUAGGAGAUAAUGAUCCUGUUGAUGUUGUUGAGAUUGGUGAACACCGGGGAAAGAUUGGUGAGAUACUCAAGGUCAAACCCUUAGCUGCUUUGGCCAUGAUUGAUGAGGGGGAGCUUGACUGGAAAAUAGUUGCGAUCUCGUUAGAUGACCCAAAAGCUUCACUUGUGAAUGAUAUUGAUGACGUUGAGAAACAUUUCCCGGGCACUCUGACUGCAAUUAGGGACUGGUUCAGAGACUACAAGAUCCCAGAUGGCAAACCUGCUAACAAGUUUGGUCUUGGCAACAAGGCUGCAAACAAGGAUUUUGCAUUAAAAGUCAUCACUGAGACAAAUGAAGCUUGGGCUAAACUGGUCAAGAGAUCCAUUCCCUCCGGAGAACUUUCACUCGUGUAAAUACCAUUCCUCAUUUAUUUGUAGAGUCGAAACUUAACAGUGCUGCUGCUCGUCCUUAAAUGGACCCAUCAUUAAUCUUAUUCCUUUGGGUGAGCGAGACCCUGGAGAGCAUCUUUUACUUGUUUGGAUCAUCAGAUAAUUGGCAUCUUUUUCUUGUUA